Molecule: messenger RNA, 357 nt
Organism: Cetraspora pellucida
Lineage: Eukaryota; Fungi; Glomeromycota; Glomeromycetes; Diversisporales; Gigasporaceae
Source: the annotation of a GenBank genome assembly
AUGCUAUCUUUGUCAACACUUCUUAUUCAAGAUGACCUUCCCAGUGCAAUGAAAUUAAAGUUUGCAUUAUAUUGGGUUCACUUGAAUGAGUCAUCAACAAUUUUAGGCCUUUUUGAUCCACGUAAUAAGCUUUCAACCUAUGAUGUAAAUGAACAUGAACACGCUAUUAGUAAACUUCAUGAGAUGUAUGAAAAUUAUAAACCAGUUGAAGAAAAUAACUUACUAGUACUACCUGCUACUAAAUCAACAUGUGAUCUUUUUCGCAAUCUUACAAAUUGCCGUCAAGUUAACAAGAAUCAGUGUGAAAUCACAACCUACUUGUCUGAAUCUGAGACUGAAGCUGAACCAUUGCUAUGA